Messenger RNA from Daphnia pulicaria, 938 nucleotides. Its product is annotated as proteasome subunit alpha type-6-like. The record is from RefSeq and is a predicted model, not a curated record. Gene Ontology annotation, biological process: ubiquitin-dependent protein catabolic process. The transcript has 7 exons. Bases 141 to 881 code for a protein of 246 amino acids. Lineage: Eukaryota; Metazoa; Arthropoda; Branchiopoda; Diplostraca; Daphniidae. Gene Ontology annotation, cellular component: proteasome core complex; cytosol; proteasome core complex, alpha-subunit complex.
CAGCGCAUUUCUUCAAGUCAUUCCUGGCUCCAGCGACGACAGAAGUUGCUGACUGGUUCUAUUCGAGCGUUAUUCUUAAACCAAACCAUUAGACAUCAAAUAUUCACGUUGUCAAAAGCAUCCUUUGAAUUUUCUUCAUCAUGUCUCGAGGUAGUAGUGCAGGAUUUGACAGGCAUAUUACGAUCUUUUCUCCCGAAGGUCGCCUGUACCAAGUUGAAUAUGCAUUCAAAGCAAUCAAUCAAGGUGGCCUCACUUCAGUUGCCUUGAAAGGAACUGAUACUGCUGUUGUUGUAACCCAAAAGAAAGUCCCUGACAAGUUGAUUGAUCCAUCCACUGUUUCUCACAUCUUCAAAAUUACUACUAACAUUGGAUGUGUUAUGACUGGAAUGACAGCUGAUGCUCGUUCUCAGGUUCAGCGUGCUCGGUAUGAAGCUGCAAACUGGAAAUACAAGUAUGGCUAUGAAAUUCCUGUAGAUGUCUUGUGCAAACGUAUUGCAGACAUUUGCCAGGUUUACACCCAGAAUGCUGAAAUGCGUCCCCUUGGUUGCAGUAUGAUUGUCAUUGCAUAUGAUGAAGAAUUGGGGCCUGCUGUAUACAAAGCGGACCCAGCAGGAUAUUACUGUGGUUAUCGUGCUACUUCAGUGGGUGUUAAACAAACCGAGGCAUCGUCGUAUCUUGAGAAGAAAUACAAAAAGAAACAAAACUACACCCAUGAUGAAGUUAUCCAGCUUGCUAUUACAACUCUGUCUCAUAUCCUAACUGCUGAUUUCAAGCCAUCUGAUAUUGAAAUUGGAGUUGUUUCUAAGGAUCAACCAGGAUUUAGAAUUCUGUCGGAAACUGACAUCGACAAGCAUCUGACUGCAAUUGCCGAAAAAGAUUAAGUAUGAUUUUGUAACUUUUUCUUUUAACAUUGGAAUAAAACGAGAUAAUAAAACACA